UCACAGAAGCGCCGCCAACUAGAGGCCGAUGAACGACCAGGAACUGGUCAGACUCGUUCAAAGAAAGCAAGACGCAAAGGCAAACUCUCACUAAUUGUAGACAUGCCCCUGGACAUCCUUCUCGAAAUAUUUCAGCACCUGCAACCCCUCGAUCUCCUGCACAUGGCACGGACCACCAAAUCACUGCGGGGUAUUAUCAUGCACCGUUCCGCGAAGACCAUAUGGACGGCCUCUUUCGCGCUUCGUCCAAACUUCCCCGAAUGUCCCCCAGAGAUGUCGUUACCGGCGUGGGCCCGCUUCCUCUGCGACCCGCAUUGC
Messenger RNA from Gloeophyllum trabeum ATCC 11539, 318 nucleotides. RefSeq lists its product as uncharacterized. The transcript is spliced from 2 exons. The record is from RefSeq and is a predicted model, not a curated record. NCBI's taxonomy places the organism in Eukaryota, Fungi, Basidiomycota, Agaricomycetes, Gloeophyllales, Gloeophyllaceae. The annotation marks the transcript as partial. Gene Ontology annotation, molecular function: protein binding.